ACGAGCUGAUAACAUAACCAUCUUUUAUCAUAAGGGUUGUGAUCAAUUUCAGUUAUCUUUUCCUUUGAUACUGUUCAGUGUUUGUGUCCUUACACUUAAAAGUCAUGAGUUAUUUAAAUGAUCAAAACCGUAAAAGCUGGUAAUAGGGUAACAUUACCAUUUUGCGAUCAUUUGUGUAAAAAUGAGCAAUUGUAGCUGCUCGUUGAAUCACUUGAAUUAUGCAACAUUUAUUAAGAACAAUCCUUUGCAAUGGGGCACAACACAGGAGAAUAUAUUUUUGUAUAAACCAUACAAUUACCCGCCAGAUAUCCCAGACAACAUUGAAACCAAAGAUACUGGAAGCCAAUGAAACAAUUGUCGAUAAUCCUAAGUCAGUAUUGCCUAAUGGUAGACAGUUACCACCACAAUUAAAACCUGUAUGUAGUGCCAAUGAAAAUAUUAUUAGAAAUGAUAAAGAAUGGAUGGAUGUAAGAGUCAAUUUCAAAGACUUGCACCUUCAUUACUCAAAACUCUCGAAAAGUCGAUUAACCACUUUGGUGGUGAUGACAACAUUAGCUGGCUAUGCGAUGGCUCCUGCUCCAUUUGAUCUAUUAACAAUGACAUACUGCUGUGCUGGAACUGGUCUAUUAUCAGCAGCUGCUAAUUCAAUAAAUCAAUAUCAUGAAGUGCCAUUUGACGCUCAAAUGUCAAGAACUAAGAACCGAGUACUCGUUCGUGGCAUAAUAUCGCCACUUCAUGCACUUAUGUUUGCAACAGUCUGUGGGUCUUUAGGUAUAGUUACCUUAUAUUAUGGUGCAAAUCCAAUAACAGCCGCUUUGGGCGCUACAAAUUUAAUAUUGUAUACGUCUGUUUAUACACCAAUGAAACGUAUUAGUAUUUUAAAUACUUGGAUUGGCUCAAUAGUUGGUGCAAUACCUCCACUAAUUGGAUGGGCAGGUUGUACUGGUGGACUUAUUGAUCCCGGUGGUUUGUUACUCGCUGGUUUAUUGUAUACAUGGCAGUUUCCUCACUUCAAUGCUUUAUCAUGGAAUUUACGACCAGACUACUCGAGAGCUGGCUAUAGAAUGAUGUCAGUUACUAAUCCAGGAUUAUGUAGAAGAACAGCAUUGCGCUACACUAUAGGUAUAUUUGGUUUGUGUUGUGCAGCUCCUUUGUGUGAACUGACCAAUAUGUAUUUUUCAAUUGCUGUUGCGCCAUUGAAUGCUUAUUUCGUCUACUUAGCUUGGAAGUUUUAUCAAGAAUCUGAUAGCAAGUCGUCGAGGAAACUAUUUAGGUUUUCUUUGAUUCAUUUACCUGCUCUUAUGAUACUAUUACUAGUCAACAAACAUGGUCUAUGGUCUAGUAAUAGCGACCCCAAGGAAACCAAUAAAUUAAUUACAAUUAACAAAGAUGAUGCAAGUUUGGGCUUUAUUUUCAAAACUCCUGUAUCAAUUUAGAACUAGCGUUGUUUUAAUUACAUUUUUGUUAUUUAUUGGAAGAUAUUACAUUGUUUGUAUAGAAUGAAUUACACUAUGUUUUUAUGUCGUGUUGAGUAGUAAAAUUAUUCAUCUCA
This is a messenger RNA of Adelges cooleyi (spruce gall adelgid), 1552 nucleotides long. RefSeq names its product protoheme IX farnesyltransferase, mitochondrial-like. Gene Ontology annotation, molecular function: protoheme IX farnesyltransferase activity. The coding region runs from base 219 to 1436 and encodes 405 amino acids. The record is from RefSeq and is a predicted model, not a curated record. Gene Ontology annotation, biological process: heme biosynthetic process. The transcript is spliced from 9 exons. Gene Ontology annotation, cellular component: mitochondrion; membrane. Lineage: Eukaryota; Metazoa; Arthropoda; Insecta; Hemiptera; Adelgidae.